Candidula unifasciata is the source of this 633-nucleotide messenger RNA. The record is from the annotation of a GenBank genome assembly. NCBI's taxonomy places the organism in Eukaryota, Metazoa, Mollusca, Gastropoda, Stylommatophora, Geomitridae.
AUGAGUGGAGAUCAUCGCAACUCUGGGACCACCGCUGGAGCUCCAGGUGUUGGAAGGAUGCCACAAGCCAAGUUGGUGCUCCUUGGAGAUACAGGUGUCGGCAAGUCUAGUUUGGCUUUGAGAUUUGCACGUGGUCAGUUUCCCACCCACUGUGAGACUACUAUUGGGGCUGCUUUCCUUACACAGACUGUUAAAGUUCAGGGAAAGAAUAUCAAGCUGGACAUUUGGGACACUGCCGGCCAGGAGAGGUACCACAGCUUGGCACCCAUGUACUACAGAGGAGCCCAGGCUGCAAUUGUGGUAUACGAUGUUAACAAUGCUAACACAUUUGAUCGGGCUGUCUCAUGGAUUGAUGAACUCAGACAGCAGACAACAGGCAACAUUCUGAUAGUGCUGGCAGGCAACAAACUGGAUCUAGCUUCAGAACAUCGAGCAGUACAAACAGAGGAUGCCAGAGUGUUUGCUGAAGAAAAUGGGUUGAUUUUUGCAGAAUGUUCAGCAAAAAGUGGCCAUGCAGUAAAUGAAAUGUUCAUGAUGAUUGCUCAAAAAAUGAUUGCGAAACAGUUAAACAAUACAAACCCUGGCCAAGUAAGAUUGAACAAUGAGGCAGAUUCGUCAGGAUGCAGAUGUUAA